AUGUGGUAUACUAUUGAUGUUCGGUCCUCCGGGUACAGGCAAGACAUAUUUCAUUGCCACCUUUCUGUCGCCCGGACCUUUGUAAAUCGAAAGAUCGCCUGUCAAGCGCCAACCAUUGCAGCCACUACUGUCUUCUAUGACCGGUACCUCACCAUCCUCGACGGGGUUCAAUGCAAGCACCACUUCAAGUUCCUUGCAAUACACCAUUAUCCCCCGCACGUCGAGACUGCCAUUGUGCUUGGGUUUAUGCGCUCACAGCAUGGCAAGGACGAGUGGGAAGCAGACCCGCAUUACACCUCGUUCACGGAGACUAGCGACACAGAUGUCGCCAAGUGGUGUAGAGAGGGGAGUGCUGCUGCAGCCAUCCUCUUUGUCCUGGGCAAGAUCGACAACUUUCCCUGCGGUAGAGAGAUCCUGAUGCAGGUGCGCCGCUUACCUUUGGUCCAAGAGAUAAUCAACCUGAUCGAGGAGGGGCUGGCUGCCCAAGCCUCUGGGGAAGCCCCCCAGGGCGAUACCAACCCGAACGACUUCAUCGAUGACGGUGAUGAGGACGACAAAGAUAUGGACCAUGGCACUGAUAACCCAAACAAGCAGUUGCAGGACGAGUCUGUUCGAGCCACCCUGGCUGGCAAGAGUCUGGGCGGUCUCGUCAACGCACUCCUGGUGCAGAUCUACUGGAAAGGAUCUGCCAUCUUCUCCACCACCCACGUGGGCGCUAGUCCACUUGUCCGAAAAUUCACAAAGACUGCAAACGAGUUCUUCCUAGACGAGGCAGGUCCUGCUACAGUCGCUGAGACUCUCCAGCUAUGGCGUAUGGACCGUCGUAUUGUCCUUGCAGGGGGUUCCGAAGCAGCUAGUACCCGCGACGUUAUCUGCUGGUGCACGCUAUAA
Messenger RNA from Diaporthe batatas, 891 nucleotides. RefSeq lists its product as uncharacterized. The record is from RefSeq and is a predicted model, not a curated record. Lineage: Eukaryota; Fungi; Ascomycota; Sordariomycetes; Diaporthales; Diaporthaceae. Bases 1 to 891 code for a protein of 296 amino acids. The transcript has a single exon.